Messenger RNA from Periconia digitata, 2856 nucleotides. The record is from the annotation of a GenBank genome assembly. Lineage: Eukaryota; Fungi; Ascomycota; Dothideomycetes; Pleosporales; Periconiaceae.
CACAUGCACGUCAGACUCCGAAAGGAAUGAUCUGUUUGCUCUAGAGUAUCGGUCCAGAUAAAUAGCGCAUGCACGCCGGGAUCUACUGUUGCAAGCGCAUCGAGGCAAUUUUGAGUUCCAUGUCCUCAUUCGAUCGCUAAAGCGGGUGUUCAAUUUAGGCAGGGCUGAGACGACACGUGACCUCUGAUCAGCUAAAACAUGCUGGGGCGGUUAUCGGCUGUCGAUCCGACUUUCCUCCCCACCAUUUUCCGGCCAGGCACCUCUACACUUUGAACAGGAACCGAUUGCAUUACAGAAAGAGAAGAAGCAAUGGCGCAGCCAAAAUGAUUCCGGAAUAUGUCAGAACAAACGCUGCCGCAAAGUCGAGUGGUUCGUCGCAGAAACCCACGGCCCAUUAAUUCCUGCGUUGAAUGCCGCACAAGAAAGAGUCGUUGCUCCAAAACUCACCCUUGUCAAAACUGCACAGCCUUCGGUAGAGAAUGCGUUUUUAUUACUGUGCCUGAAAGUGCGGCGCGCAAGAAGCAAAGAGAAAGAGAGCAAGCGUCUAGAUCCAGUGCGGACUGGACCCAACCGAUUCCUGUGCGCACUCAGUCCAACUCUGGAGUCCAGGGAGGAGAUGGUAUAGGAACUAAAUUCGAGGUUUUCGAUCGUGAAAACGGGAACGCCAGUACAACCACUCCAGGAACACCACCACGUGAUUACGAAUGGGAGGCCUAUCAGCAGCACGUCCAGGUUGAUGGUGGGAAAGAUGCGUGGGAGAAAUUGCCCGCAGAGCCUGAAGAGACGCCCGAUGAUGUGUACGAGGACGAGAAUGAUGACGAAGACGAGAUUGCGACAGAUCUGACAAUCCGAAUCGGUAGAAUGAUCAUUUGCGAAAACAUUACUGGAUUUUUCAGGCCGCAAUACGCUGAAGAGCUUGGAAAGCUUCUCGCAGACCAUUCGCCAUCUUCUACAUCAUCAGUAGCGGGCCAGAGAGCGCCACAGUCAUCUGGCCUUCUGUCAGCGGAGCAUAUGCCAUCGCUCUCGCCAUCUUUGAACUUGCUUUUGGGUGGUUCAAUUCCUACUACACCAAAACACACUGAUAUUGAACCUCCCCAGCUUCCGACACGGAUUGAAGCAGAAGCCCUGUUCCAGCGGUAUCUGGAGGCGGUCAAUCCACUUGCCCAUGUCCUCCACAUUCCAUCGUUCAAGCGGCUAUUUGAUAGAUUCUGGAUGAAUCUGGAAAUGGGCAAUCCGAACCAAAAUUCUUGCACAGCACUUAUUCUUGCAGUGUGCAUGGCUGCGGCCGCAUCUGUUUCGCCACUUCAAGCAAAGUCACAGUUCGGUAUCACCAAGGAAGACUUAUUUCUGAGACUGCAGAAAGCGACGGAAAGAGCCCUACUUCGCGCGAACUGGGCGAAGACAUCAAACAUCCGGACACUCCAGGCGCUCACCAUUUACCUCAUACCGCUUUGCAGAGCACAAAUCUCUCGUGCAACAUCAGUUGUUGUUGGAUCCUUGGUACGCCUCGCGCAAUGCAUCGGUAUCCAUCGUCUUUCUCACCAUGUCCUCACCCCCCUUCAACGCCAUGUACGGUCUCUCUUGUGGUAUCAGAUCUGUUUUCUGGAUUUCAAAACUGCCGAAGCCCAAGGACCACAUCCAUCCAUCCGAUCCGAUGACUUCGAUAUCCCGCUUCCACUAAACGUUGACGAUGACGUGUAUGAGUUUGGCACACCAAAAUGGCAACAUGAACCCUCUUCUAUCAGCGGUUUCACCGACGCUACACUGUCUUUGAUUCGGUACGAAUGCAAUGAGAUCCAUCGUCUCAUAUUCCGUGGAAGAAUCGAGAUCGACCGCAAGACGUGUACACUGCACGAUCUUCGCGCGACGGUGGAAUCACGUAAACGACAUAUCCAAACCACGUAUCUGCAAUACCUCGAUGCUUCGUCCCCAAUCCAACGUUAUGCCGGUCUGGUAGCAACACUUUUGAUGUCACGCUGCGACUCCAUGCUUCUGUAUCGUCACCUACCGCAAGCAUCACUACACCCCCGUUCCGAGUCGGAAAAUCGCCUUCGUGAUGUACUCCUCACCGCAGCGCUCACUACACUCGAGAUUGGCGCCACGCUGGAUACGCUCCCCAGCCUCUCAUCAUGGGCUUGGUAUAGCACGACGUAUCAACAAUACCACGCAGUGCUACUCCUACUUACGGAGCUGUACCGUACGCCAACGCUACCGCGUAAAGAGCGCAUGGCCACCAUCAUCGAUCACAUCUUCGGCCACUGUUACGGCGUCGGUGUCCGCGAGCGUUGCUCCGAUCUCCUGUGGACAGUCAAAGAGAAUCUCGAGGCCUUCUACGUCAUGAAAGGCCUUCCCAAAAAGAACACAGUCGCAGGCAUGCAACAGCACCCCACCCUCCAGCCCCUCCCCCCUUCGCUGCACCGCCAACAAACCAACCAAUCCUCGAUAUCGCAGCAGCAGCAACAACAGCCACAGCAACAACAGCAAUUACCACUACCGCAGCACCGGCAGCAGCAAGACAUCAACAUUGCAUCUCAGAUGGGCGGUAUGGCAGGGCUCACGACUCCACUGGAUAACCUGAAUGUAGACUUCGAAUCGCUACUUAAUGGGUUCGCAGGGGGCGGUGCUACUACCAACAGCGAUGACUUUGACACGCUGCUCUCGGGCAUGCAAGGGAGCCCCGGGGCCAUCUUUGUACCCGUGGAUAACGCGAACGGUGUCCGGCCUUCUGAGUGGGGGGAUGGAACCACGCCUGGGUCUGCGGGCUUGCAGCAAUGGGACAACUGGAGUUUUCCGACCCCACAGCAGCAGCAACAACAACAGCAACAGCAACAGCAGCAGCAAAAGUUUGAGCGAUAA